AUGUCAGCUGCUGGCAGCCAGCCGGAGGCCUCUGUGGCAGCGGCGGGGAAGUCUGAGGCAGAGGGCGAGGUCAAAGCGAAUGCGCGACGAAACAGCAAGAAACGCGGCGAUCGCCGCGUUGCGCACGUCGACGAGGUGGCCGCAAAGCCUGAGGACUAUGUGCACCUGAUCCCAUACAAGAAGCCCGCCCUUGACAAGGAGGGCUGGCGGCCGGUCGCUUUGUCGAAGGCUGACCGCGCGCCGCAGCUGCAGCUGAGCGAGGACCGGCUGUCGGUGACUGGCCACAAGGGGUACCGCCUCAUCCGCGCGACGCACGGCGCGCACGAGGGGACGUGGUACUGCGAGGCCACCAUCACUCACCUUGGGGAGACGGGCCACUGCCGCCUGGGCUGGGCGACCUCCAAGGCAGAGUUGCAGGCGCCUGUCGGCUUCGACGCGUUCGGCUUCAGCUACCGCGACGCAGAGGGCUCCAAGGUGUCCAAGGCGCUGCGCGAGCCAUACGGGGAGCCGUACGUGGAGGGUGACGUCAUCGGGCUGCUGCUGCACAUGCCGCCUGGCGGCCGCAGCAUGGAGGCGGCAGACGCAGAGGUGGUGCGGUGGAAGGGCGGCCUGUACACGGUGCAGGACGACAGCGAGAAGGAGGCGCAGCCCCUGCCCGGCAGCGGCGUCGCCUUCGCCCGCAACGGCGCCCUGCAGGGCGUCGCCUUUGCCGACAUCCCAGAGGGCACCUACUACCCGGCAGCUUCCCUCUACACGCGCCACCGGCAGUCUGAGGGCGCGACCGUGGCGUUCAACUUCGGACCGGCGUUCAAGUUCGCUCCGCCGCGCGUGGACGGGUGGCCAGAGGCGCGCCCGGCCAGCGAGCUGGCCGGGGACCCACCCGCGGCCACGGUGGCGCCCGGCGGCGGCGCGCAGCCGGCAGGCGGGGCGGCGGCCGCACCAUCGAUGGCGCCGCCAGCUGCAGGGGCUGCAUGUUGA
Messenger RNA from Monoraphidium neglectum, 978 nucleotides. Its product is annotated as Set1/Ash2 histone methyltransferase complex subunit ASH2. The coding region runs from base 1 to 978 and encodes 325 amino acids. The record is from RefSeq and is a predicted model, not a curated record. Gene Ontology annotation, cellular component: Set1C/COMPASS complex. The transcript has 4 exons. Gene Ontology annotation, molecular function: transcription cis-regulatory region binding; protein binding. Lineage: Eukaryota; Viridiplantae; Chlorophyta; Chlorophyceae; Sphaeropleales; Selenastraceae.